UAUUUCCUUCACAGGUCAUGAGAUUAAAAAAGCUAAGAUUUUCAGUGAAAAUAUAGAAGUACCAGAAGGUGGUAAACUGGAGCUUUUUUGCAGCACAUUUGGGUUUACAAAUGCAGAGACAAAGGCAGUUUAUGUAUAUCUGACUAAAGAUGGUAAAGCUAUUGAUAUGAAAAACGGACCAGCUCGACGAGACAUCACCUUUAAAAAAGCGAGAAUAGAAAUGGACAAUUCGGGCAACUACAGCUGUGUGUUUUCUGAAGAAGAGUUGGAAAUAUCCAAAGUGGUGGGAUAUGGCCAUAAUUACAUCUUCAUAAAUGUGAUCGAAUCUUUGAUGAAUUCACAGAUACAUUUGCUGAAGUCUGAGGUAGCAGUGGGAAGUGAUGCUGAGUUUAACUGUACAACAUCCAGUCCUACAAAUCUGUCCAAUAAUAUGAUUUUGGCUUUUCUCAUCAAAAAUGAAAAGCCUAUAAAGGUCAAUAUUUGGGACACAGAGGAGAUGAUGACAGCAUUCACCCUCAGAGAGGUUCGGAUGGAAGAUGCUGGAACAUACAGUUGUGCUAUUUUGUUAAACAUUCUCCCUUACCAUGGAAUGAGACUUGAUCGAAAUAAUAAAGUCAACCUUCAGAUAGUCGUGGCAUCUUACAGCAGCUUUGACAAAAUCAUAAUUGUCAUAAUGUGCUCUACCAUAGUGUUGCUUCUCAGUCUGUUUCUGGGAAUUUGGGCAGUGAUCCGAAAGCGAGGGUGCCUUGGAUUCCACAAAGAAAGAUCCUUGAAUGAGACAGAGCUCAGAGUAAACAACGUGUUCUACAAAGAAAUUCCCAAACUUGACACAGCUGAUACUGAAGAAAUACGAACUGUUGUUUGUUAUGCAGCAGUGUGGGAGGAGUCUUCUGAUGGUGAUGCAUUGUAUGAUGCCCUGGUCUUCCAGCAGUCUUAAUGCUCAAUCAGUAGAGCAUAGCAGUGCAAGUUCAUAUGUCCACAUCCCAGGGAAAGCAAGAACUGAUAAAAUGUGUACCUUGAAUUCAAUGUAUAUUACUUUGGAUAAAAGUGUCUGCUAAAUGCACUGAUGCAAAUGUGAUAAAUUGGAUGACAUGCAGUAGGCUACAG
Messenger RNA from Megalobrama amblycephala (Wuchang bream), 1107 nucleotides. RefSeq lists its product as uncharacterized. The transcript has 8 exons. The coding region runs from base 167 to 937 and encodes 256 amino acids. The record is from RefSeq and is a predicted model, not a curated record. NCBI's taxonomy places the organism in Eukaryota, Metazoa, Chordata, Actinopteri, Cypriniformes, Xenocyprididae.